Messenger RNA from Cherax quadricarinatus, 983 nucleotides. The record is from RefSeq and is a predicted model, not a curated record. Lineage: Eukaryota; Metazoa; Arthropoda; Malacostraca; Decapoda; Parastacidae.
GUGGUGGGGUUGAGUGAGAGGAGAUGGCUCACUUUUGUUUUGGUUUAUACCUUUGGUGAGUUUCAAGAGCUUUCCUACUCCCGGAGCCCGGUCCUGGGCCAAGCUUGCCCGGUCAACCAGUUUGUUGCUGCUGGUGGCCCGCUGACCCACAUCCGCCAAAGCCUGGUUGAUCCGGCACUAGCUGGAGGUACCUGUCCAAUUUCCUAUUGAAGACUUCUGCAAAUGUCCCAGCAGUGUUUGAUAUCUUUCGGUAAAAUAUUGAAUUGCCUGAGACCAUUGAUAUUGAUAGUGUUUGUUCUCUUACUGUGCACACUGCUUACGGCACCCUUGCUUUUUCACUGGGUUUAUUGAACAUUUCUCCCACAUGUCUCACUUCAGUAUGUUAUUCCAGUGUGUGCAGAUUUAGGACUAUGCCCUCGUGUACUUUCCACGUAUGUAUUGCCAUUCAUCUCUCUCACCUUCUCUCCAUCGAAUGCAUACAUAUUUAGGAUUUAGAGGCGUUCCCAGUAGUUUGGAUGAUUUAUUGGCUCUAUGCGAGCCAUAAGCUAUCUGUAACUGUUCCAGUUGUGAUUCUCUCCUGCCCUGAAUGCAGCUGUCAAAACUACAAUACUCCAGAUGAGGGAGAGCAUCGUCUGGUGUUGCUGGCUUGCGUGGUGGGAUCUCUGGAGGAGGAGGAUGAUGAUGGUCGGAAUGCAGACUCAGAAAGAACACUUGUAAUCUCCAACUGCCUCUGCUACCCAGACAGGCACACAAACAGUGGUGAGGAGGCUGGAAUGAGAGCAGAAAGAAACCUGAACACCUCCAGAUCAGUCUUCAACUUCCUGCAAGACUUUUAAUCCUGUUUUCUUUUUUUAAAUAUAUCUGUAACCAAGAACUAAUUUGGUGAUAGUGGCAUAGUGUUUUGGUGUUAAGGAACAAUCAAGGAAGCAAGAAAGUUUAUAUUUUUUUUUUAUUUGAGUGUAAUUAUAAAAAUGCCACUGAAG